CCAUCCACGCUCGCGCAUCAUUGCCUCCUGCCUGCCUGCCUCCCUCCUUUCAACUCCCCCUCUUCGCACUCUCUCACUCCACUACUCGCACUCCUUUCAACUCCCCUACUCACUCCCCUCUUCGCACUCUCUCACUCCACUCAUCAUCAACCUUCCUGUGUCCUCUCCUCUCCCACUCAAGAGAAGAGAGAGCAGGGCCAACAAGGUAGAAACCCAGACCACCUGGAAUGGUGCUGCCGCAUUGCCAAUUUCUACGCCGCCGCCUACACUAGCGUAGCUCCUGCUGUUCUUGCCUCGCGAGUUUCUUGCAAUGGUUCUUGCAGCUGUGCCUAUGUUGCGCGUGUGUACCUGCAGGCCCAAAUCCAUGGAGAAAUGCGCGCUCCUGCUCCCCUUCUUCUUUUUCCUGGCGCUUUCCGCCCUGCUCCCGCCGGCGCGCGCCGCGCCGUGCCACCCGGACGACCUCCGCGCGCUGUGGGCCUUCGCUGGCAACCUCACCGGCGGCGCCCUCCGCGUCGCGUGGGCUGGCGGCGGCGGCGCCGCGUGCUGCGCCUGGAACGGCGUCGUCUGCGAUGCCGACGGGCGCGUCGUGGCUCUGCGGCUCCCCGGGCGCGGCCUCGCGGGUCCCCUCCCCGCGGUCCUCGCCAGCCUCGAGCGUUUGGAGGAGCUCGACCUCAGCCGCAACGCGCUCUCCGGGGACCUCUCCCCGGUCGCCGCCGUCGCCGGCCUCCGCGCCGCCAACCUCUCCUCCAAUCUGCUCGACGGCGCGCUGCCCGACCUCGCCGCCCUCCCGGGCCUCGCGGCAUUCGACGCCAGCAACAACUCGCUCUCCGGCGCGCUCGCCCCCGACCUCUGCGCCGGCGCGCCGGCCCUGCGGGUGCUAGACCUCUCCGCCAACCGCCUUGGCGGCGCACUCCCAUCCUCCGCCAACUCCACGCCGCCGCUCUGCGCCGCUACGCUCCGGGUGCUCUUCUUGGGCUCGAACGCCUUCUCGGGCGCCCUCCCCGCCGCGCUCUUUGGCCUCACCGGGCUGCAGAAGCUCUCCCUCGCGUCCAAUGGGCUCACCGGCCAGGUCAGCUCCCGCAUCCGCGAGCUCAAAAAUCUCACCUUUCUGGAUUUGUCCGUGAACCGCUUCUCCGGCCACCUCCCGGACGUCUUCGGCGACCUCACGUCUCUGGAGAAUUUGGCCGCGCACUCCAAUAGCUUCUCUGGGCCGCUGCCGCCGUCGAUGUCCCUGCUGCCAUCUCUCCGUGUGCUUGACCUCCGGAACAAUUCCCUUUCUGGUCCAAUUGCUCGCGUCAACUUCUCCGGAAUGCCAUUCCUUGCUUCCAUUGACCUUGCUACAAACCACCUAAACGGCACACUCCCUGUUAGCCUUGCCGGUUGCCGAGAGCUCAAGUCGCUCAGUCUUGCCAAGAACAGGCUGACUGGCCAAUUGCCUGAGGAUUACAUCCAGCUCGCAUCACUCUCUAUGCUCUCGCUGUCCAACAACAGCCUGCGCAACAUCUCAGGGGCGCUUAGGGUGCUCGGUGGCUGCAAGAACCUCACCACACUGAUUCUCACCAAGAAUUUCAAUGGCGAGGAGCUACCGGGUGAUGGCAUUGGUGGGUUUGACGGCAUGGAGGUGCUGGCCCUUGGUGAUUGUGCUCUCAGGGGAAGGGUUCCUGAAUGGCUGACUCGGUGCAGAAAAUUGGAAGUGCUUGAUCUGUCCUGGAACCAAUUGGUUGGCACCAUCCCGUCGUGGAUUGGCAAGUUUGAGUACUUGAGCUACUUGGAUCUCUCAAACAAUUCCUUGGUUGGAGAGAUACCGAAGAGCUUGACGCAACUGAAGAGCCUUGUCACUGCCAGGCAGUCACCAGGUAUAGCGUUUACUAGCAUGCCACUGUAUGUGAAGCAUAACAAAAGCACAAGCGGCCGGCAAUACAAUCAGCUCUCAAACUUCCCGCCGUCGUUGUUCCUGAAUGACAAUGGUCUGAACGGGACUAUCUGGCCUGAGUUUGGAAACUUGAGGGAGCUACAUGUGCUGGAUUUGAGCAACAAUGUCAUAUCUGGGAGCAUUCCUGAUGCACUGUCCAGGAUGGAGAAUUUGGAGGUUCUUGACCUUUCAUCCAAUAAUCUCAGUGGAUCUAUUCCAUCAUCCCUAACGAAGCUCACCUUCUUGUCAAAGUUCACUGUGGCUCACAAUCACUUGGUGGGGCAGAUCCCAAAUGGAGGGCAGUUCUUCACCUUCUCCAACUCAAGUUUUGAGGGUAACCCUGGUUUGUGCAGGUCAAGUUCUUGCAACCUCAAUCUGUCUAGGGAAAUUCCUAAUGACAAGGAGAUAGAGCCUGCAGCAAGUAUCAGGAACAGGAAAAACAAAAUACUUGGGGUGGCAAUCUGCAUUGGACUGGCCCUCGCAGUAUUUUUAGCUGUUAUUUUGGUUAACAUGUCAAAGAGGGAGGUCAGCACUAUUGAUUAUGAAGAUACUGAGGGCUCCUGUCACGAAUUGUAUGAUUGUUACUCGAAACCGGUGCUAUUCUUUCAGAAUUCUGCGGUGAAGGAGCUAACUGUCAGUGACCUUGUUAGAUCGACAAACAACUUUGAUCAAGCCAGCAUAAUAGGAUGUGGUGGAUUUGGUCUGGUGUACAAGGCCUACCUCCCCGACGGAACAAAGGCGGCAGUGAAGAGGCUCUCUGGUGAUUGUGGGCAGAUGGAGAGGGAGUUCCGUGCUGAGGUGGAAGCACUGUCACAGGCUCAACACAAAAAUCUUGUAACCCUCAGAGGGUACUGCCGCUAUGGAAAUGAUAGGUUGCUGAUCUACUCGUACAUGGAGAAUGGUAGCUUGGACUACUGGCUGCACGAGAGGUCAGAUGGUGGUUACAUGCUGAAAUGGGAGUCACGACUCCGGAUUGCUCAAGGUUCAGCCAGGGGAUUGGCUUACUUGCACAAGGAUUGCGAGCCCAACAUCAUCCACCGAGAUGUGAAGUCCAGCAACAUCCUUCUGAACGAAAAUUUCGAAGCGUGCCUGGCUGAUUUUGGGCUAGCAAGGCUAAUACAGCCCUAUGAUACUCAUGUGACUACCGAUCUGGUUGGUACCUUGGGGUACAUACCACCAGAAUAUAGUCAAUCGGUGAUCGCUACUCCGAAAGGAGAUGUCUUCAGCUUCGGUGUAGUCUUGCUUGAACUCCUCACUGGUAAGCGGCCUGUGGAUGUGUCAAAAACCAAGGGAUCCAGGGACUUGAUCUCCUGGGUUCUGCAGAUGAAAUCUGAAAAGAAAGAAGAGCAGAUUUUCGACAGAUUGCUAUGGAGCAAAGCGCAUGAGAAGCAACUGUUGUCGGUCCUGGAGACGGCAUGCAAGUGCAUCAGCACUGAUCCUCGGCAGCGGCCAUUGAUAGAACAAGUUGUCACUUGGCUUGACAGUGCAUGAUCAUUAUUAUAUCGUCUUGAUUGCCCGUUUCUUUGUUUUCGAUCAAAGGCUAUGAUGUCUUGACAUGAGAUAGAAACAGAGUUGAGAAGCAAUCUUGAGUAAAUUUGGAUGAUACAGUCUAGCUGGUGUAUAUAACCGUAGUAUCAUUUCAUUAUAUUGCAAACUAGAAAAUAACUUGAGUCUUGUUUUUGUUUUAUGAAACUCAGCGUUCCUGUAAAAUAUCAUCGAUGUUCCCGUUUCUAUGUUUGUGCAGUCCAAUCUGAUCAGCAGAAUUAA
Phragmites australis (common reed) is the source of this 3679-nucleotide messenger RNA. Its product is annotated as phytosulfokine receptor 2. Lineage: Eukaryota; Viridiplantae; Streptophyta; Magnoliopsida; Poales; Poaceae. The transcript has a single exon. Bases 311 to 3403 code for a protein of 1030 amino acids. Gene Ontology annotation, biological process: protein phosphorylation. Gene Ontology annotation, molecular function: ATP binding; protein binding; protein kinase activity. The record is from RefSeq and is a predicted model, not a curated record.